Molecule: messenger RNA, 675 nt
Organism: Lodderomyces orthopsilosis Co 90-125
Lineage: Eukaryota; Fungi; Ascomycota; Pichiomycetes; Serinales; Debaryomycetaceae
Exons: 1
Coding region: 1-675 (224 amino acids)
Biological process (GO): positive regulation of TORC1 signaling; positive regulation of GTPase activity
Cellular component (GO): cytosol
Molecular function (GO): GTPase activator activity
Source: RefSeq, a predicted model, not a curated record
AUGCCAAACUUCAUACUAUGCUUGAGCCAUUUUUGUGAAUUACAUGGACCACAAAUCAUUGUUUGUACACAAGUGACGACAGAAGAUAAGAAACAAGAGUACAUCCAUACAUCAGCUUCAACCCAAGGCGUUUGUUCAUCUUGUCAAUUGAUUCUACCAGACAAUGUUGCUAGUCUUGUGACUCAUUCCGAUUCAAGAGUAUUUAUCUCAACAGCAUAUCCAAGUUCUCAAAGACGAUAUGCGGCGUUGAAGAAAUUGAUGAUGAAAUCAUUAUCAGUUGAGACUGUUUCUGAUAUAGCCAAGCCAAUGUUUUUUGGUGAUGCCAUAUAUGGUUAUUGUUUGAAUAAGAUUUUCAAAAUAUAUGAUAUCAAUGCUAGAGGACAGGAGAGAAAAUAUGGUUUAAUGAUGGUUUGCGACUCUGAGUCAGAUUUGUUACAAAAUUGGGAUAUUUUAACAUUGUACGUGUGUGAAUUUAUCGAUUUGAUACAGCAGAGGGUAUCACAUACGAACGAAAAAUUGCAUAAACUGAGUGGAGGUUCUGUUGUAGAUAAUGAACGGUAUCUACGAAGAUCAAUGGCUCGUCCUAAAUCGCUAAUAGAACUUACAGGUGACAAUCAAAUAUUUGUAAAGUUUCAUCUUUGGGCUGUUGAAACAUUGAAAGAUACACUACGAUGA